Drosophila suzukii is the source of this 1947-nucleotide messenger RNA. It is a transcript of the gene lic, whose product is annotated as dual specificity mitogen-activated protein kinase kinase lic. Gene Ontology annotation, molecular function: MAP kinase kinase activity; ATP binding. Gene Ontology annotation, biological process: protein phosphorylation; stress-activated MAPK cascade. Lineage: Eukaryota; Metazoa; Arthropoda; Insecta; Diptera; Drosophilidae. The record is from RefSeq and is a predicted model, not a curated record.
UCGACGGUGGUCCAGCGCUAGUGGAAAAGCGAGAAAAACGAGAAGCGAAAAAGGCGAUCGGCAAACAGUGCGAAAAGUGCGGACAGGAAAGCAAAGGCGAAAGCAAAAGGUUGGCUGGCAAAUACCGGGCCACAGCCGCAGCCAGACGAUCCGAUCCACAACCACAUCCGAACCCGAUUCCAGAUCCUGCACCGACCCGACCAAAUGCGAUAAAAAUAGCCGCAUCCCAACCGUCCGAUCCGCCAGAUCUUGCAGAACUUAGCCUUAAUCGAAGAGUCCGCGAGGAGAACGCCGGAGAAACGUCGAGGAGGAGGACCCCCAUAUAUAUGGUAUAGGAUAUAGGAUAUAUUGCCAAGAUGUCCCGACGUCCGCGACUGUCCUUCAACAUUCUCAAGGAGCCGGAGCCAGCCAUAGUGCCACCACGCAAUUUGGAUUCGCGGGCCACCAUCCAAAUUGGCGAUCAGACCUUCGACAUCGAUGCGGACAGCCUGGAGAAGAUCUGCGAUCUGGGCCGAGGGGCCUAUGGCAUUGUGGAGAAGAUGCGCCACCGGCAAACCGAUACGGUCCUCGCCGUUAAACGCAUACCCAUGACCGUUAAUAUUCGCGAACAGCACCGCCUUGUCAUGGAUCUGGACAUAUCGAUGAGGUCCAGCGAUUGCCCCUACACGGUCCACUUCUAUGGGGCGAUGUAUCGCGAGGGCGACGUCUGGAUCUGCAUGGAGGUGAUGAGCACCAGUCUGGACAAGUUCUAUCCGAAGGUCUUCCGCCACGAUCUGCGCAUGGAGGAGAGCGUGCUGGGCAAGAUUGCUAUGAGCGUGGUCAGUGCGCUGCACUACCUGCACGCCCAGCUGAAAGUCAUCCAUCGGGACGUCAAGCCCUCGAACAUACUGAUCAAUCGGGCCGGCCAGGUCAAGAUCUGUGACUUUGGCAUCUCAGGCUACCUCGUGGACUCCAUUGCCAAAACCAUCGAUGCCGGCUGCAAGCCGUACAUGGCCCCGGAACGCAUCGAUCCCCAGGGCAAUCCGGCGCAGUACGACAUCCGGUCGGAUGUUUGGUCGCUGGGCAUCAGCAUGAUCGAAAUGGCCACCGGCCGCUACCCCUACGACAAUUGGCGGACGCCCUUCGAGCAGCUGCGCCAGGUGGUUGAGGACGAUCCGCCGCGUCUGCCGGCGGGAACCUUCUCGCCGGAGUUCGAGGACUUCAUCGCCGUCAGCCUGCAGAAGGAGUACAUGGCGCGGCCGAACUACGAGCAGCUGCUCAAGCACAGCUUCAUCGUGGACCACCUGCAGCGCAACACGGACAUCUCGGAGUUCGUGGCCAGGAUACUGGACCUGCCCGACAACCAGCCGGCGCAGUAGGUUAAUGGCCGGGUAGCUGGUUAAUGGUUAACCCAUGGCGCCCCCUUAACCCCUUGAGCCGUGCCCGUGCCCGUGUAAAUUGCCGCCGUCUUCUUCUAGCAUGCAUUUCGUACAUGUUGAGUGUGUGUCCCCCCGUCUGCGUGCCAGCAAAACCAACCAAUAUAUAUGAAGGAAAUCCAAGGAAAACCAACAGCAAUCAGCUAAUCUAAAGAUUCAAAAAAUGGAAACUGCAUAAUUAUUAAUUUAAGUGAGAAGCAAACAGCAACAUAACCGUUACUAGCAAUCCUGCAACAUGCAACAUGCAACAUGGAAACUUCGCCUUGCAACGCUCAAAAAUGGAUAACCGAACCGUGCCUCCCAGCUGGCGAUGCUGCUGUCUUAAAAAGUAAUACCAUUUUAAUAUAUAUUUUUAAACAAAUAAUAGCUUAGUCAACGAAAAACAAGAACAGAAGCAAGCAAACAAUGAAUGUAAAAACGUACUAAACUUUAAUGAUAAAUUGUAAACUUUUUGAACACCAAAAUAGCCGAACAGAAAGUGUAAUGGUAAUUAUAAUUGUUUAACAAAUAUAUAUUACGUGAAAUAGCUAAC